CAAGUCUUAGUCGAAAAUUCAGAUAAAGGCCUCAUUCUGAAUACAUUGAGGCACUCUUCCAUCGUCACAAUCAGAAACACAGCAGUGGAAAUUAUUGUGGUUUGGACAUUCAGUUUACUAAAUACACUCACAGGAGUUACUUUACUGUUAGAUUUACCAUUUGAAAACCUGGAGAGCCUGGAAAUGAAAACUUACUGUGGUACAUUUGUAAUGUUUCUUGGCCCAAUGUCUGAUAAUUAUGAUAAAGUGUACAUUUGUUUUCUGUUUGUAUCAGCUGCUGGUGUGGCAAUCACUUCCUCCUAUAUUGGUGUGAUGAUAGCAGCCAGGUCAGCCUCUACAGACAAAGCUUCAGCAAGAAAGGCUCGUAACACACUGCUGCUGCAUCUGGGGCAGCUGGGCCUCAGUCUCUCUUCAACCAUUUACAGCCCCAUCCUCAUAGCUCUUUCGAGAAUUGUAACAAGGAUAAUAUUUGUGCGUGUCUAUAACGUUUUAUAUGUGUGUAUUUUCAUCUUGCCCAGAUGUCUGAGUUCUCUCAUUUAUGGCAUAAGAGAUCAGACCAUCAGACCUGUCCUCAUGAACCGUCUAUGUUGUCGACUGAAACUCUCAGUCAUCUCAGUCAAGGCUAAGGUCUCACCCUAG
This is a messenger RNA of Sander lucioperca (pikeperch), 639 nucleotides long. Its product is annotated as odorant receptor 131-2-like. The transcript has 2 exons. The record is from RefSeq and is a predicted model, not a curated record. Lineage: Eukaryota; Metazoa; Chordata; Actinopteri; Perciformes; Percidae. The annotation marks the transcript as partial.